AUGGCCGACGCAGACGAGGGGUUUGGCCUGGCACACACACCUCUGGAGCCAGAGUCGAAGGACUUGCCCUGUGACUCGAAACCCGAGAGCACUCUAGGGGCCGCCAGCAAGUCCCCCUCGUCCCCGCAGGCCGCCUUCACCCAGCAGGGCAUGGAAGGAAUCAAGGUAUUUCUCCACGAACGAGAGCUGUGGCUGAAAUUCCACGAAGUGGGAACGGAAAUGAUCAUAACCAAGGCUGGAAGGCGGAUGUUUCCCAGCUAUAAAGUGAAGGUGACUGGCCUGAACCCCAAAACGAAGUACAUUCUCCUCAUGGACAUCGUUCCCGCCGAUGACCACAGAUACAAGUUCGCGGAUAAUAAAUGGUCUGUGACCGGCAAAGCGGAGCCUGCCAUGCCCGGCCGCCUCUAUGUACACCCGGACUCGCCCGCCACCGGGGCGCAUUGGAUGCGGCAGCUUGUCUCCUUCCAGAAACUCAAGCUCACCAACAACCACCUGGACCCGUUUGGGCACAUUAUUCUGAAUUCCAUGCACAAAUACCAGCCCAGACUACACAUCGUGAAAGCGGAUGAAAAUAAUGGAUUUGGCUCAAAAAACACAGCGUUCUGCACCCACGUCUUUCCUGAGACUGCGUUUAUAGCUGUAACGUCAUACCAGAACCACAAGAUCACCCAAUUAAAGAUCGAGAAUAAUCCCUUUGCCAAAGGAUUCCGGGGCAGCGAUGACAUGGAGUUACACAGAAUGUCACGAAUGCAGAGUAAAGAAUACCCUGUGGUUCCCAGGAGCACAGUGAGGCAAAAAGUGGCCUCCAACCAUAGUCCUUUCAGCAGCGAGUCCCGGGCUCUGUCCACCUCAUCCAACUUGGGGAGCCAGUAUCAGUGCGAGAAUGGCGUCUCCGGCACCUCCCAGGACCUUCUGCCCCCACCCAACCCAUACCCUUUGUCCCAGGAGCACAGCCAAAUUUACCAUUGCACCAAGAGAAAAGAUGAAGAAUGUUCCACCACAGAGCAUCCCUAUAAGAAGCCCUACAUGGAGACGUCGCCCAGUGACGAGGACCCCUUUUACCGCACCAGCUACCCCCAACAACAGGGCCUGGGCGCCUCCUACAGGACUGAGUCGGCCCAGCGGCAGGCCUGCAUGUACGCCAGCUCGGCACCGCCCAGCGAGCCGGUGCCCAGCCUGGAGGACAUCAGCUGCAACACAUGGCCAGGCAUGCCUUCCUACAGCAGCUGCACCGUCACCACGGUGCAGCCCAUGGACAGGCUGCCGUACCAGCACUUCUCCGCUCACUUCACCUCGGGGCCCCUGGUCCCCCGGCUGGCUGGCGUGGCCAACCACGGCUCCCCACAGCUCGGGGAGGGUAUGUUCCAGCACCAGACCUCCGUGGCCCACCAGCCUGUGGUCAGGCAGUGUGGGCCGCAGACUGGCCUCCAGUCCCCCGGCGGCCUUCAGCCUCCCGAGUUCCUCUACUCUCACAGCGUGCCGAGGACACUGUCCCCACACCAGUAUCACUCUGUGCACGGAGUUGGCAUGGUGCCAGAGUGGAGUGACAGCAGCUAGAGCGAGUCUUGCUCCACCACAGACAUUUGCCAGAGAAAGAGACAGAGACAGUAGCACGGAGAACCCCACG
Loxodonta africana (African savanna elephant) is the source of this 1627-nucleotide messenger RNA. It is a transcript of the gene TBX5, whose product is annotated as T-box transcription factor 5. Gene Ontology annotation, biological process: pattern specification process; positive regulation of DNA-templated transcription; cell fate specification. The coding region runs from base 1 to 1557 and encodes 518 amino acids. The transcript is spliced from 8 exons. The record is from RefSeq and is a predicted model, not a curated record. Gene Ontology annotation, cellular component: nucleus. Gene Ontology annotation, molecular function: DNA-binding transcription factor activity, RNA polymerase II-specific; RNA polymerase II cis-regulatory region sequence-specific DNA binding. NCBI's taxonomy places the organism in Eukaryota, Metazoa, Chordata, Mammalia, Proboscidea, Elephantidae.